AUGGGAUUAACGUGGCGUUUACGUUUAUCAUAUGCAAUUGGACAUGUUUUAAAUGAUUUGUGCGCAUCUGUAUGGUUUACAUAUACUUUGGUAUUUUUUAAAUUUGGCAUUGGUAUACCAACAAGUAUGGCUGGUUUAAUAAUACUCGUUGGCCAAUUGGUUGAUGGUUUGAUGACACCAGUAAUUGGUCUACUUUCGGACAGAUUUGCAUCUCAGUCAUCUGUACCGUUGUUAAUAUCUUCUUCUUCUUCCCACUCUUUGUCAGCAUCAUCAUCAGUUACACAUAAUAAUUUCAAUGAUCGUUUGCAUGAUUCUAAUGAACAUUUAGCCAAUCAUAAUAAAAACUACAUGUCUACAGACUCUUCUGAUGUUAUUCAUUCUACUGGUAAUAAUAAUAAUUCGUCUUUUUUCCAACGAUUCAACUCUGUUCUAAGAAGAUUUCGACCAUUUAGUCGUAAAAUAUGGCAUCUUUGUGGAAGUAUAUUAAUUAUUUUUUCAUUUCCUUUAAUAUUUGGUCCACCACUUGGUUCAUCCAAUAUUAGUACACUGGCGAAAAUGAUUUAUUAUUUACCAUUAGUGGCAAUUUUUCAAGCUGGAUGGGCUGCAGUUCAGAUUACUCACUUGGCAUUAAUCAAUGAAUUAUCUAUGGAAUCUAGUGAACGUACUUUAUUGACUUCCCUACGUUAUUUAUUCACAGUUCUUAGUAAUCUACUUGUUUAUAUUAGUACAUUUCUUCUUUUACAACAUCAACAUCAUGUUGAUAAUAAUAAUAACAUUCGUAAUGAUACUAGUAUUAAGAACUCAAUGAAUGAUAUGUUACCGUUGAGAAAAUUGCUUAAUUACAAUGAAGUUGAAUAUAUUAUGUUACCUAUGGUAAUGACUUCACAUCCAUUAUCGAAAUGUUCAAAUUCCUCACUAUCUUCACCGUCCAUUAUUGAUUUUGGUAAAGAUGAUAUACCAGCUUUUCAAAAAUUAGGUUUUACAAUUAUUGGUGUUGGGGGAUUAACAAUGUUAUUAUUUCAUUUUGGAGUAAGAAAGAAAGAUUUUAUUCACAAUGUAAGACCUAUAACUGUUGUGGAUAAUCCUAAUCAUGAAUCUGUCAGUCAGAUAAAACAUCCUGCUUAUAUAAUUACUACAUGGAAAGAUUGGUUACGUUUACCAUUAUUUUGGAUUCUUGGCUUUUUCUACAUGUUUGUUAGACUAAUUGUCAAUGUAUCACAGGCUUAUUUAACAAUUUACCUUUUACAUUCAUUACGUUUACCUAAAGUUACAAUGGCUUUAGUUCCUUUAACAGUGUACCUGACAAGUAUUGCUACUACUAUGGUACAAAAACCAAUACAGGAUCUUAUCAGUCGUGAAACAAAUUCUGGAAUUGGAUUAAUUUUUGUCACAAUAUUUUGUAUAUUAGUUAAUUAUCCUGGUAAUCCACCAAUAAUUCAUCGUAUAUACAUUGCUGCUGGUAUACUUGGUAUCGGUUGUACUAUUAUAUUAAUUACAUCAUUAGCAAUGGUAUCAGAUUUAAUAGGAAAAUAUCAACAACAUGGUGCAUUUGUUUAUGGUUAUAUGUCAUUUACGGAUAAAUUAGCUAAUGGUAUUGUUAUACAAAUUAUUGAAUUAUUAUGGAAUGAAUGUUCAUCAUUAACAUAUUAUCAAAAUGUUGAAUCCUAUGGUAUUGGUACAUUUGUUCUAUGUCAAUUUAUUUUUUUAUGUUUAUAUAAAUGGCAAAAAAAUGUGUAUAUUACAAAUGGGAAUUCAAUUCAUGAACAUGUAUAA
Schistosoma intercalatum is the source of this 1773-nucleotide messenger RNA. Lineage: Eukaryota; Metazoa; Platyhelminthes; Trematoda; Strigeidida; Schistosomatidae. The record is from the annotation of a GenBank genome assembly.